GUACGUCUCUCCCCAGAAUUAAUUAAUGACCGAUACCAAUCUUGAGUUGCCACCAGAGUGAAGGAACAGGUAGAAACGUAGCGGAUAAUUACAGACUAUUCUCUAACGUCACGGGCUCUAUUUCAAAUAAGAUCUAUAAAUCCGCAUGACUGCAGCUGUUGUUGAAUCAUAGUAGAGUAUGGCGUCGCAGGGGGCGUGAUCUUACCCCGCUCCCCCUGGGCCCACCAGGCCACCACACAAGAAAAAAAAACAAAAGACAUAGCUGCGUCUUUGUGAAAAAUCUUCAAAUGUAGCUUGCGUAAAUGGGUCCAUAUGUCGUUUUCAGUGCCUGUGUUUAUGUUGGCGUAUAUUUUAUUGGCUUCUAAAAUAUUGAAUAAUGGGAGAUUUGUAGCGACAUGUAAGGAGUUCGGUGGAUAAAUAGCAGAAAUGCUUUCAAAAGAGAGUUAGUCUGCGUCCAGCAGAGACCGGACGAGCAGUGCAAUGGGUGUGGCUGUGAACUCUCAGUGUAAAUGGCGUUCUUAUACCUAGCGUUUUGUUUCUAACGCCUACUUUCUAAUCUAAUAAACACCAAGAAGUGACAGUGCUUAUGGAAACCUCGUUAACGGAAAGAUCACGGUGGUGAAUUGUGAAUUAUAGUGAACAAUAUAUGUCGUAGGGAGAGCGUUGAAGUCUCCGUGUGCCGAAUACGUUAUCGUGAUGGCCUCCUCCUCCUCCUUCAGGAUGUGGUGGUGGUGGAUCAACGCCAUUAUUAUUUUCGGGUUCCUCUCCUUGCCCUCUUUAUCCCAAGACCUGGGACGACCCGCCGACGACCCCAGGAGGAUACCGUACGGACAAGAUCAGAGUUGGAGGAGCGUGAUUGGGAACAGAGUCCGUUUGCGGGACAAGUACAAUCAUCCAACGCACAUGAUCAUUGCCUCACAAACUCUAAGACCAGGUUCGGUGUAUAGAGUGGUUGUGAGCAUCUUGUACCUCAGGCAUCCUGUCGACGUACGAGCCUCUUUACAGAAGGAUGGAGUGGAAGUUGCUUCAGGACGACAAGAGGUGAUAGAGGGCUACCCAGAAACAAUGCUUUUGCAGGUGAGGCCAAAAACCAGCGUUGAUGGACACUACAGACUACGAGUUGAGGGAAACAUCCCUGGGACAAUUGGUGGCACUGUAUUUAUGAAUGACACCAGACUUCAUUCAACUCGAUUCUUGACCAUUCUUAUUCAGACCAAUCGGCCCAUAUACACUGGAGAUCAAGUUGUUAAAUUCCGUAUUAUUCUUCUAACUACCGAGCUCAAGCCUUAUGAUGAUCCAGUGGAUGUUUACAUUUUGGACCCAGAUGGUUAUGUCAUGCGUCGCUGGCCUUCCCGUCCUACCAAUGUUGGUGUGGUUUCCAUGGAGUUUACUCUGCCAUUCCUUCCGAAAGUUGGGUAUUGGGGCAUCAAGGCUUUAGUCAAUGGUCAAGAAGAGAUUCAUCCAAUCAAGGUUGAAAAAUGGUACACUCCAAGAUUUGAAGUAAAAGUAUUCAUGCCCAAGUACUUUUUGGAAACGGAUGAAGCAAUUACUGGGACAGCAGGAGGAGAAUUUGGCAAUGAUAAGGGAGCAUAUGGCAAUGCUACAAUCAAGCUCUUCGUCAAGAAUGACAGACUGCGUAACUGGACCUAUGUUAUGGAAGAAGUUGUCGAUCCUUUUGAUGGAGAACAUGAAUUUAGUUUUCCAAUGGACGAGAUUUCCCAGCGAGUUCAAGAUUUGGAUGGUGCAGAAGUACGUAUUGAAGCGCAGAUCCAGGAGACCUUCAUGAUGCUGAACGAGAGUGGCUAUUCUAUGGCAAAAAUUAUCAAUUCCUCAGUAAAUUGCCGCUUUAUUGGAUCUCCGCCUUAUAUCUUUAAACCUGGAAUGCCAUUUGAAGCAUCAGUUGCUGUGUCAUAUCAUGAUCUUCAGCCCUUGGAUGUUGAGAAGAUUCAUUCCUCUAGCCUGACUGUGAAAGUCGAUGCUAUCUCCAUUGCAGGAGCCAGAUCCACAGUUCUGGAAGUAAAGAUUCCACGUGUUGAUGCUGACGAGGAGGAGUUAAGCUUCCUUCAGAGUUCAUGGGAUUACAACCGAAAAGCCCAAGAAUAUCAAAAUAAGUACCCGGGUUAUGAGUUAAAAGACUUUUCUUUCAACUACGACUAUGAUUAUGAAGCAGGAGCACGCUACUUGACAGAAAACCAAUUGGUGGAACGGAAGUUGGACCUGUUUCUUAGGAACCAGAGAUUCGAGGUAUAUCGUGAGAAAGGAGUAUUUCAUUUUACUGUGGAUGUCCCAGACAAAACAGCAUCAUUAGUCCUCACGGCAAACUAUGAAGACGAUGAAGGUUCCAUCGCUGCUGCAAGUGCAGAAGCCAUUGCUCAUUACUCACAGAAGGAGCAGUACAUAGGCGUUGAAACAAGUAGCAAAGAAGUCAGUGUUGGAGAGUUUGUCAUUUUCCAUGUCCGCUCAAAUUUCAACAUGGAGUCCUUCAAUUAUUUGAUUAUGGCUAAGGAAAUGAUUCUCUAUGCUGGCAAAGAAGAGCUGGACAAAAUCAGCCGAAACAGUGUGAAAACUGUGUCAGUUCCUGUUAGUUCAGAGAUGGCUCCAGCUUUCAAGAUUGUGGUUUAUCAUUUAUCACAGACUUAUGAAAUUAUUGCGGAUAGUCUUACCAUGCCUGUGGAUGGGAUAUCAUCCCACAAGGUUAAAUUGGUUCUUAACCAGGAUAAAGAUCACAGUGUACGUUCAGUAGAAAUGGGAACCUACAGCACUGCAGGGGCUUUCUAUGGCAUAUCAGGCGUUCGUGAGUUCACCUACGCAAUGCGAGGUGGUAAUGAACUCUCUCAGGCUUCUGUGUUAAAUUCAUUGCAUAGUUUUGCCAAUAGAACAAGGUUCAUUCAUAAGAUGUCAUGGAGAUUCCGUGAAGGUUAUCAGCCAGAACAAGUGGAAUAUUACUCUGCUGGUAAUUAUGGGCCAGAUGCUAACAGAACUUUGGACUUCAGCGGAGUUAUCAUCUUCACUGAUGCACAUGUUGGUGUUUUGCCUGGCUAUGCUGAUAAUAAAUGUAAUAUAACAGAAGGAUUCUCUCCAUGUUUAAUGGGUGGUUGUUACCAAACAUCGAAACGUUGUGAUGGCAUUUUUGACUGUGCUGAUCGUUAUGAUGAAAUUGAAUGUGUUGAUCCAUUAGCAGACAAUGAGGUAAACUGGCGUUUGGAUCGAUAUCAACACUUUUCAGAUUUCUUUGAUACAGAAGAUGGAGAUUGGCUGUGGAUUGAUCAGAACAUAGGUUACAAAGGCCAUGAACAGACCACAAUUGAACUACCAAAAGUUGAUGAUCCGUACGUUCUUAAUGCUUUCAGUGUCAGCAAGGAGCAUGGCUUUGGUCUGAUUCCAGAGCCAAUGUGGUAUUCUGCCAUGCCUAUCAUUUACAUCAGUUUGGAGAUGCCAGAUACAUGUCGACGUGGUGAACAGGUGGGAAUGCGUGUGAUGGUUUUCAAUAACCUUCCACAAGAAAUGAUGAUUCUUAUGGUCCUUCAUGGUGCUGACACACACCGUUUCAUUGCUGUGGAGGACAAGGGUGUUGUGGAUUUCUAUAAGCCACGAACUGAGGCCGGCGACAUUCAACAUCUUGUUUCGGUUAAUGCUGAGACUGCAAUGGAAAUUAUAUUCCCAGUUGUUGCUACUAUUGAUCAGGGUGAAAUAGAAAUCACUGUGUCUGCCAUCACUCAGAUUGGUAGGGACCAUGAAACAGCUACUUUGGUUGUGGAGCCUGAAGGUGCAACAAUUGAACGUCAUACCUCAACCUUGCUGGAUUUGAAGAACAGGGCUGUUGUGUACGAAUACAUGGACAUCAUCGUAGAAGAGAGUUUUAUCAUUCCACUUGAUAUCCGUCGUCGUUUUGUCGCUGGAUCCCCAAGGGGUCAUGUUUCCAUUUGUGGAGAUGUUGUUGGCCCCACCUUCCCAAAUGAUGAACCAGUUGAUUCAGUCACAAUGUUGCGAAAGGAGCUCCGAGGGACAGAAGCUUCUGCCUUCAAUUUUGGUGCAAAUCUGUGGAGUUUGCAUUACCUUAGGUUGACAAAUCAGUUGGAUUAUUCUGAAGCAAGAGGCAUAUUUGAUCAGCUCAAUGUGGAAUUAGCAGCAAUAAUGUACCGGUUCGGUGCCGACGGUUCUUUCAAGAUGUGGGACACAGCAGACCCAAGUGUGUGGCUUACAGCUUGGACAACUCGACUUCUAGAGCAGGCCCAGUUUCAAGAUUGGGAAAACCUAAUAUACAUAGAAUCCAGAAUUAUUUCCAAGGCUAUGGAAUGGCUUGUGAAGUGGCAGAAUCCAGAGACAGGAGCAUUUAUGGAAACUCCCACGUAUCAGAAAAUCCCCCUGGACAAGAAAGCAAAUGCAUUUUCGUAUGGGUUUGAGUGGCGAGGUGCCAGAAACAUUAGUCUUACAGCUCAGUGUGUGAUAGUACUUGAAAAAACUAUAAACAGCCUGCAAGGUUCUGUGCGAUCGGCUGCAAACAAUGCCAAAGCAAAAGCUGUUAGGUAUUUAGAACGAGAACUGAAAGCACUUCGUGAUCCUUAUGAGGUUGCUAUUGUUGCCUAUGCACUGUCUGAGGCAGAUUCAAUAGAGAAGGAAGAAGCAUUUAAUUUACUUGAUCGAUUAAAACGGGAAGAGAAUGGUCUUGUAUAUUGGUCAAGAGAACCUAUUAAGACUAACAGACGUGUAUAUGAAAAUAACCAGCGGAACUUGCUGCAGCCCAAGUUUGAAGAAAAGUGGGAUGCACAUGCUGUGGAGGCAACUUCAUACGGUUUGCUGGUUUACCUUAUUCGUAAUGGUGUUGAUAUAAUUCAAGAACGAAUUGUGGAGUGGUUAAAUGCCAUGCGAAUGCAUGAUGGAGGUUUCAUCUCGACUGUAGAUACAAUUGUUGCAAUGCAGGCUUUGACAGAGUACUCAUAUCGCGCACGUCUGCGAGAUAUCACAGACAUGAAAGUGACUGUAGAGGCUACUGGAGAGGAAGGCCGAGCUGCUCAUUCAGUGAUAAUUUCAAAUUCAAGUAUUUCAAAACUGAAUAUUAUUCCGAUAACAAAUGUAUGGGGGCUGGUCAAUGUAGUAGCAAAUGGAGCUGGCCAGGCUAUCCUGCAGCUUGAUGUUGGGUAUGGCAUUGAUUGGACUGACUUGAAGAAACAGCCUCCAGUAGAUGCAUUUGAUCUGAUGGUCGAUGAACGAUACAGUAAAUUUGGUAACAAGUCUAUCUGUGUUGUCAGCAUUUGUGCAAGGUGGAUCAAUGUACAAGAAUCUCCUCAAAGCUCUGCCACUGUUAUUGAAGUUGAAGUCCCGACAGGAUAUGUGGCCUUCCAGCUUGAUUUAGAAAGAAGUAUCCACAAUGCCCGCAAGUCGGGUAGCUUCCCGUCCAUCAGAGAUGUGAUUGGUGGUCAUGGAGACACUUUCGCAAAGAAAACCGUGUGGUUCUUUGAUUAUGUUCCUUCCAACGAGUCGUGGUGCUUUAAGUAUCAGAUGAGGCGUUGGUAUCCUGUGGCAAACUUGACUAAAGUCCGUAUGGCAACCAUAUACGAACAGUAUCACCAGGUGAAACGUUUCCAAAUGGUGAUGAUGAACUCCACUGUAAACACACUUGACAUCUGUGAAGUCUGUGGUUCCUAUCAGUGUCCUUAUUGUCCAAUUUACAGCUCGGCACCAUCUGUGAACAUACCUCACCUCAUGAUUCUCUUUUCCACAUCUGCAGUGGUGUACAUAUACCAGAGUAUCAGCUCCUAUAUUUCUUUAAGAAUUUUUAGCAGGUCUCGUAGAGUAUGCUAGCAGUUGGGAUAGUAUGUAUAGCAGUCCUAAGAGGCUUGCCUUUGUGUAGCUGAAAUUCUCAUAUCAGGCCAAAGACAAGUUAAAUAGAACAUGCAAGUUCUUUUAGUCUAGAAAAUAAAAAAUUCUGAAUUGGAAUAAAUUGUCAUCACUAAUAAUGAAAUGGAAUAAAUUGUCAUCACCAAGUGCCUUACAUUAACAUGUACCAUUACCCUGAGUUAUAUGUUGUUUUAAUUAACAUGGUUUUGAGAAACUAAUUUAAUAAUUCUCUCCUUGAAUUAUUGUUGCUUGAGUAUGAAAUAUCGAUGAUAUACUCAAAAUACCAGCAGUGUUUCACUUUAUUGUUGUACAGUUAUUAAUAGCAGCAGUUUCACUUAUAACUGUUGUCCAGUUAUUAUUAUCAGAAGGUAUUACAUUCUCUAGAUAUGUUUUUGAAAUGUAAGCAUUUAUCAAAUGUAUGAAUUGGUGAAAGUUUUGGAUUAUAAAUGAUUAUUUUAAUUUUCAUAGACUAAUCUGUUACUUAAUGCACAGUAGUUACUGGUUAUUUGAUAUGACAUGUAUAGGGAUACUAUUUUUCACUUUUGAAGAGUACUUUAGGUACAAUAUUAUUGAUGUAGUUAUAUUUACAUUUGAAAUUGCUAAAAUUUGAAGCAUUGAGCAUUUAUAUUUACGGAGGUGUGUGUCUGCCCGUGCUUAAAUUACACCAUCAGGGUUUAAUUAUUUCUGUAAGUUACAUCCAGUAAGAGAGCCUGCUGUCUUUUUAUUUGUGUAUUAGAAAAAGUUUUGCAAUAUGUUCCUUAAGUUUCAUGAAUUUCUAUUUUGAUGUAAGCCUGAACUCAGCUGUCUCCUGUGAAGUGGACAGUGUUGAGCUUUUAGCUGUUGUUUUGAAGGUAAAUUUCCACUGUCCCAGAUACAUCUGUAUUUUUCCUGAGUGAAGUAAUUUAAAUUUCUAUUAUCCAUGGUAGGUUAUUUCUGAACUUGAAACUGGAUAUUUCUUUUGCCUUUUACCUUAAAUCUGCAACUGUAUAUAUUUGUUUUUAUUCAGAUCUGUCCUGUAGAAUAUAAUUAUUCUAAUGUGUUUUUACAUAAAUCCGUCCAGUUGAAUUAAUAUUCAAUGUACCUUUAUAUCUAGGUGUAAAGUUUUUAUGGUAUUUGUGGUUGACUUAAUGUGAUGAUUCAUUGUAUAGCUAGUAUUAAUGUUGGAGCUAUUUUUAUAUUAAGAGUUAACUGAUAGUAUGUUUUUUACAGUGCGUUAACUGAUAAUAUGUUUCUUACAGUGUUUGUACAUUUCUUGACAUUUUUUUUGUAUCAGUGUGAUAGAGAACUUCUGUAAUUAAGCAUUGAAAACUGAAAACAGGAUUUGAUACAAGCAGUCUAUGCAAACUACAAAGGUUUUAAUUCUUAAACAGUGUAAUGUAAAAGUAUACGAAGACCCUUAGACGUACCAACCAUAGUGUUUUCAGAGAGAAAUUUAAGGCGGCAGGAUUUUCAGUUGUUCAUCUUAAUCAUUUUUUUAAAAACAAUUUAGCAGAUUCCUGAAUCUUAAGAAUUUUGAGAAUGGUAUAUUUGGGUGUAUUAGACUCAUAGUAACUGGAUAAUGAAUGUCUGGCGACUACUACUUUUCAAUGUUACACUGACUUGCCAAAUGCAUAGAUGUUUGUAUGCUGUAAAAUGUUUCAUGAAAGUUUUUUAAUAAACUUAAUAAAAGUUUUUUCAUGAAAGUUUUCUAAUAAACUUAGAAAAAC
Molecule: messenger RNA, 7544 nt
Organism: Macrobrachium nipponense
Lineage: Eukaryota; Metazoa; Arthropoda; Malacostraca; Decapoda; Palaemonidae
Product: CD109 antigen-like
Cellular component (GO): extracellular region
Molecular function (GO): protein binding; endopeptidase inhibitor activity
Source: RefSeq, a predicted model, not a curated record